UAAAACGUUGACGGUCUAUCCUAACCUAACUUAAUCCAACUCAAGUUUAAGGAUAUGAGCACAUAUCGUGUGGGAUUAAUAAUUGUUGAAGCAUAAUCGAAUCAAAAAUGGCAUUGGCAAAUAUAUCCGGAAUUCCAGAUAAACACUGGCAACCUCAUAUCGUCGCCUUGGAAACUACUAUGGGAGAGAUAUUGAUCGAGUUAUAUUGGAAACAUGCUCCCAUAACGUGUAGAAACUUUGCAGAACUCGUAAGACGGGGCUACUACAACGGUACCAAGUUUCACAGGAUAAUACGUGACUUUAUGAUCCAAGGAGGCGACCCUACUGGUACCGGGAAAGGCGGAAUGUCGAUAUAUGGAGAAUGUUUUGACGACGAAAUUCACGAUGACUUGAAACACACCGGUGCAGGUAUACUAUCAAUGGCAAAUUCAGGACCCGACUCAAAUGGAUCUCAGUUCUUUAUAACGUUAGCCCCAACGCAGUGGCUGGAUGGAAAACAUACGAUUUUUGGAAGAAUUUGCUCGGGUAUGACGAUAGUAAAGAGAAUCGGACUUGUUGAAACAGACAAAAAUGAUCGUCCGAUUGACGAUGUUAAGAUUAUCAAGGGUUCGGUAAAGAAUGCAUAAUUGCUUACUGCACUGUUCAUAUAACAUAAAAAUAAUGCUAAUUUUUCUACAAUAAACAAAUUGCAAACCGAAAAAUCUUUAUUUGAC
Molecule: messenger RNA, 713 nt
Organism: Diprion similis
Lineage: Eukaryota; Metazoa; Arthropoda; Insecta; Hymenoptera; Diprionidae
Gene: Cypl
Product: peptidyl-prolyl cis-trans isomerase-like 1
Exons: 5
Coding region: 108-626 (172 amino acids)
Biological process (GO): protein peptidyl-prolyl isomerization; protein folding
Cellular component (GO): catalytic step 2 spliceosome
Molecular function (GO): peptidyl-prolyl cis-trans isomerase activity
Source: RefSeq, a predicted model, not a curated record